GCGCGCUCGCAAGAGUUCGGCUAAACUUCUGUGCCGCACUCAGCAGCUGAUACACGGGUUUGGAGUGGAAAAGCUUUGGGUCCAGCAAAAAACUAAAUUAAAAAGGCAGCAACGCCGGUCCGGUUCACGUCGUCGAACCGAAUCCUGGUACCAUGGAUGAUCUAGACGCUCUCCUGGCGGACUUGGAGUCCACCACCUCCCACAUCUCGAAGCGCCCGGUGUUCCUGCCCGAGGAAACGCCGUACUCUUACCCCACGGGCGGGCACACCUACCAGGAGGUCUCGGUCCCGCCCCCGGUGCCCCCUCCCCCCUCUGCCGAAGCCCUGAACGGGACCGUGAUUGACCCCCCCUCACACCACUCUUCCCAGCAGUCCUUUGGGUCAGCCCAGAAGAGUUCAUGGUCUCGGGACAGCAGCAGCCCCCCCCCGUCCCACAGUGAAGAGGACCACGUCUACAGUUUCCCUAACAAGCAUAAGACCAGCGACUCCUCUGCGGCCGCCAUGAGCUCGUCCCUGGGCAGUAACCUGUCGGAGCUGGACCGCCUGCUCCUGGAGCUCAAUGCCGUGCAGCACAACACGCCCUCCUUCCCCACCACAGAGGAAGCCGCGCCCCCGCUGCCCUCCUCCGGCGUCACCCACUACGUGCAGGAGAACGGCGGCUCCGCCCCGGCCAAGGUGCCCCCUCCCACCAAGGAGAAGCCCAAACGCAACGGGGGCCGCGGGAUCGAGGACGUGCGGCCCAGCGUGGAGAGCCUGCUGGAUGAGCUGGAGAGCUCUGUGCCCAGCCCCACACCCACCCCUUCGGUGGCCCAGAGCGAGAUGACGGACGGCCAGCUGGAAACGGCGGCCCAGCAGCAGGCCCGAAUCUCCGCCUCCUCCGCCACACGCGAGCUGGAUGAGCUCAUGGCCUCCCUGUCUGACUUUAAGGUGCAGAGCAAUAUAAUGGCCCAGGGGAAGGGCGGGGGAUCGCCCACAGGCCCUCGCAAACAAGUCAACAAGCUGGACAACAUGCUGGGCAGCCUGCAGUCGGACCUGAACCGGCUGGGGGUGCAGACGGUGGCUAAGGGCGUGUGCGGGGCCUGCAACAAGCCCAUUGCUGGCCAGGUGGUGACGGCCAUGGGCCGCACGUGGCACCCCGAGCAUUUCGUCUGCACUCACUGCCAGGAGGAGAUCGGCUCUCGCAACUUCUUCGAGCGUGACGGGCAGCCCUACUGCGAGAAGGACUACCACAACCUGUUCUCCCCACGCUGCUACUACUGCAACGGCCCCAUUCUGGAUAAAGUGGUGACGGCACUGGACAGGACUUGGCACCCAGAGCAUUUUUUCUGUGCUCAGUGCGGAGCCUUCUUUGGCCCAGAAGGCUUCCAUGAGAAGGACGGGAAGGCGUACUGCCGGAAGGACUACUUUGACAUGUUUGCGCCCAAGUGCGGAGGCUGCGCUCGCGCCAUCCUGGAGAACUAUAUCUCUGCGCUCAACUGCCUCUGGCACCCCGAGUGCUUCGUCUGCAGGGAAUGUUUCACCCCGUUCGUGAACGGCAGCUUCUUCGAGCACGACGGGCAGCCCUACUGCGAGGUGCACUACCACGAGCGGCGCGGCUCGCUCUGCUCCGGCUGCCAGAAGCCCAUCACCGGCCGCUGCAUCACCGCCAUGGCCAAGAAGUUCCACCCCGAGCACUUCGUCUGCGCCUUCUGCCUCAAGCAGCUCAACAAGGGCACCUUCAAGGAGCAGAACGACAAGCCCUACUGCCAGAGCUGCUUCGUCAAGCUCUUCAGCUAGGGGCGGAGAGCGCCCACGUGUAUGUGUGUUUGUGUGUGUGUGUGUGU
This is a messenger RNA of Megalops cyprinoides (Indo-Pacific tarpon), 1822 nucleotides long. RefSeq names its product paxillin b (gene pxnb). Bases 153 to 1775 code for a protein of 540 amino acids. The record is from RefSeq and is a predicted model, not a curated record. Gene Ontology annotation, biological process: transforming growth factor beta receptor signaling pathway; endothelial cell migration; substrate adhesion-dependent cell spreading. The transcript has 11 exons. NCBI's taxonomy places the organism in Eukaryota, Metazoa, Chordata, Actinopteri, Elopiformes, Megalopidae.